This is a messenger RNA of Monoraphidium neglectum, 435 nucleotides long. RefSeq names its product vacuolar protein sorting-associated protein VTA1. NCBI's taxonomy places the organism in Eukaryota, Viridiplantae, Chlorophyta, Chlorophyceae, Sphaeropleales, Selenastraceae. The transcript is spliced from 5 exons. The record is from RefSeq and is a predicted model, not a curated record. Gene Ontology annotation, biological process: late endosome to vacuole transport via multivesicular body sorting pathway. Gene Ontology annotation, cellular component: multivesicular body. The coding region runs from base 1 to 435 and encodes 144 amino acids.
AUGGCCGAUCUAGAGGCGCAGAAGAAGCUUGUGCUUCCCUACCUUCAGCGCGCGGAGGAGGUGCAGGCGGUUGACCUCAAGGUGGCCUACUACUGCCGCUUGUGGGCCGUGGAUCAGGCCCUGAAGAUCACGAACCGCCACAAGGAGAUUGAUGGCCUCCUGAGGGCGCUGCUGAUUCAGCUGGAGAAGGACAAGCCCAGGGUGGCGCCGCUCGACCCAGAGGGCGACAAGUACCACUGCGAGAGCUUCGCCUCCAACAUAUUCCGCCGCGCCAACCGCGUGGACCGCGCCGGGCGCGCCAACAUCGACACCGCGCGCGCCUUCUGGGCCUCGUCCGUGUUCUAUGACGUGAGCGCCGCCCCCUCUCGCGCGCCCGCGCAGCGUGCCUCGGAACAUGGGAUGGAUGCACGCGCCGGUGUGGUGUUUUUGUGCUGA